AUGGGAGAAUACGGCACGUCUUCAGCAGCACGAGUCGCAGAAAACAUGAUGCAUAGCUUUCCAAAUAUUCGAAUCGGUUUAAUGGUCGGCAUCGGAGGCGGAGCCCCAAGCCCAAAUCAUGACAUUCGCCUUGGGAAUAUUGUGGUCAGUGUUCCUUAUAAUGGCCGAGGUGGCGUGGUUCAAUACGACUUCGGAAAGACAAUUCAAGGCCAAAGCUUCCAGCCCACAGGUUUCCUCGACCAGCCACCUACCGUCCUCCGUGUAGCGGUUAACGGACUUCGAUCUCGGUAUGAGAUGGAUGGUCAUCGACUUGAGGAAGCAGUCAACAAAGUUCUCGUGAGAAAGCCAAGGUUACGGAAAAGAUAUGUGCGGCCCGAUCUUAAGAGCGACCGGCUGUACCACAGUCAUGUCGUGCAUCCGCUAGAAAGUGGGGCAACCUGCACUAUCAAUUGCGGUGAUGAUCCAAGCAGCUUAGCCUUUCGGAACCCACGCUCUCAGGAUGAAGACAACCCCGCGAUACACUACGGCUUGAUCGCAUCAGCCAAUCAGUUAAUGAAGGAUGCCCUGAUACGCGACAGAGUAGUCGCAGAAAAGGGCGUUUUAUGCUUUGAAAAGGAAGCGGCCGGGUUAAUGAAUCAUUUUCCGUGUAUAGUGAUUCGUGGCAUCUGCGACUACUCCGAUUCCCACAAGAACGAAGAAUGGCAAGGAUAUGCGGCCAUGACUGCUGCUGCGUAUGCCAAUGAUAUCCUAAGUCGAAUUAUCUCUCAAGACGUGGAGAGGGAAGAGGGGAUUUUAAAAAUCCCACCGCUCAUUAGCCAUGUCACCGAGACCAACGGCCAUAACGACUGGAAAUUACCACAAGUUGAGGAAAGAUUGGGCGCAGAUUCCGAGGCCAUCGAAAACCAUUCGGGUUCGGUUGUGUCGGUGGCCUUCUCGCCUGAUGGCCGGCUUCUGGCUUCCGGCUCCGACUAUAACACAACAAGCAUAUGGGACUCUGCGACGGGCGUGCUGCAACGGACUCUCGAGGGUCAUUACAUUAGAGGUUGGUCGGUUUGGUCGGUAGCCUUCUCGCCUGACGGCCGACGACUGGCGACCGGUUCCGGCGAUAACACAGUACGCCUAUGGGAUCCUGCGACGGGCGUGCUGCAACGGGUUCUCGAUGGCCAUACCGGUAGAGUUUACUCGGUGGCCUUCUCGCCUGACGGCCGACUGCUGGCGUCUGGCUCUCUUGAUUACAAAGUGCAUCUCCGGUACCCAGCGACGGGCGCAUUCACCCAGACUCUCGAGGGCCAUUCGGGUGGGAUUCGCUCGGUGGCAUUUUCGCCCGCAACGGGAAAGUUUAUCCAGGUUCUCGAGGGCCAUUCAGGCGGGGUUCGGUCGGUAGCAUUUUCGCCCGACGGCCGGCGGUUGGCGUCAGGCUCCGAAGACAUGACAGUACGCCUCUGGGGCCCUACGAGGGGAGGUACUGCGACAGACGUGCAGUAUCGGAGGAUUUACCGCUGCCAUUGA
Messenger RNA from Aspergillus lentulus, 1509 nucleotides. RefSeq names its product putative serine/threonine-protein kinase PkwA. Gene Ontology annotation, biological process: nucleoside metabolic process. The record is from RefSeq and is a predicted model, not a curated record. Gene Ontology annotation, molecular function: protein binding; catalytic activity. NCBI's taxonomy places the organism in Eukaryota, Fungi, Ascomycota, Eurotiomycetes, Eurotiales, Aspergillaceae. Gene Ontology annotation, cellular component: nucleus.